This is a messenger RNA of Vidua chalybeata, 8800 nucleotides long. It is a transcript of the gene SFMBT2, whose product is annotated as Scm like with four mbt domains 2. Gene Ontology annotation, cellular component: nucleus. Gene Ontology annotation, molecular function: histone binding; transcription corepressor activity. The transcript has 21 exons. Lineage: Eukaryota; Metazoa; Chordata; Aves; Passeriformes; Viduidae. The record is from RefSeq and is a predicted model, not a curated record. Gene Ontology annotation, biological process: regulation of DNA-templated transcription. The coding region runs from base 120 to 2801 and encodes 893 amino acids.
CCGCGCACCGCUCCGCGGGGAGAAAAAAGGGGAAAACACCCCAAAAUAAGCUAAACUCGCACAGCUUGUCCUCCUUGCUGCAGGAUGAAUUAGGAAGGCAAAGCUUCUUCCUCUGAGCCAUGGAGACGAGGGCAUCUUUCAUUGCCAGCAUGAGAGAGACCCAGCAGCUCUCCCCAGAGAAGGAUCCCAGCCCAGCCAACGGUGAUGGGGAGCAGUUUGAUUCAGAUGAGGGCUCCAGCAUUGAGGACGCAGACUUCAACUGGGACGAGUUCCUGGAGGAAACAGGAGCCAGUGCUGCUCCCCACACCUCCUUCAAACACGUUGAAAUCAGCCUUCAGAGCAGUUUCCAGCCAGGGAUGAAACUAGAAGUGGCCAACAAGAGCAACCCAGACACGUACUGGGUGGCCACCAUCAUCACCACGUGCGGGCAGCUCCUGCUGCUGCGUUACUGUGGCUACGGGGACGACCGCAGGGCAGACUUCUGGUGCGACGUGAUGACAGCAGACCUGCACCCCGUGGGCUGGUGCACGCAGAACAACAAGGUCCUGAUGCCCCCAGACGCAAUCAAGGAGAAAUACAUGGACUGGACAGAGUUUCUCAUCCAGGAUCUGACCGGCGCCAGGACGGCCCCAGCGAAUUUGCUGGAAGGUCCUCUGCGAGGAAAAAACCCUGUAGACCUCAUUACAGUUGAUUCCUUAAUAGAGCUGCAGGAUUCCCAGAAUCCCUUUCAGUACUGGAUAGUUAGUGUGGUUGAAAAUGUUGGAGGAAGAUUACGCCUUCGCUAUGUGGGAUUGGAGGAGACUGAAUCCUAUGACCAGUGGUUGUUUUACUUGGAUUGCAGACUUCGACCAGUCGGUUGGUGUCAAGAGAAUAAAUACAGAAUGGACCCACCUGCAGAUAUCUAUUCUCUGAAGACUAUAACUGAGUGGAAAUGCGCUCUGGAAAAAUCCCUAAAUGAUGCAGCAAAUUUUCCUCUCCCAAUGGAAGUGUUCAAGGACCAUGCUGAUUUGAGAAACCACUUCUUCACUGUGGGGAUGAAGCUGGAGGCAGUGAAUAUGAGGGAGCCAUUUCAUAUCUGUCCUGCAUCAGUGACCAAGGUUUUUAACAGUCAUUAUUUACAAGUGACCAUUGAUGACUUGAGACCUGAAUCCAGCAAAAUCUCAAUGCUUUGCCAUGCAGAUUCCUUGGGGAUCUUGCCAAUACAGUGGUGCCUUAAAAACGGAGUCAAUCUCACACCUCCCAAGGGUUACUCUGGCCAGGACUUUGACUGGGCAGACUACCAGAAGCAGUGUGGAGCUGAGGCAGCACCUCACGUGUGCUUUAGAAAUACAUCCUUCAGCCGUGGCUUCACCAAGAACAUGAAGCUGGAGGCAGUGAACCCCAGGAACCCUGCAGAGAUUUGUGUGGCUUCCAUCACCUCGGUGAAAGGACGGUUGAUGUGGCUGCACCUGGAAGGUUCACAGAUGCCCUCUCCGGAGUACAUUGUUGAUGUGGAGUCUAUGGACAUUUUCCCUGUUGGCUGGUGUGAAGCAAAUGCUUAUAACCUCACCCCACCACACAAAGCUGUUUUGCGAAGGAAGAGGAGAAUUGCAGUUGUGCAGCCAGAAAAACAGUUACCAUCCACAGUGCCUGUUGAGAAAAUACCUCAUGACCUCUGCCCGGUUCCUCAGCUAGACACAACAGGCACCAUCAAUGGGAGAUACUGCUGCCCCCAGCUCUACAUCAACCACCGCUGCUUCUCAGGUCCAUACUUAAACAAAGGCAGGAUCGCAGAGCUACCUCAGUCUGUGGGGCCUGGCAAGUGUGUGCUGGUCCUCAAGGAGGUUCUCAGCAUGGUGAUCAAUGCAGCUUACAAGCCAGGGAGUGUUUUACGAGAACUGCAGCUUGUGGAAGACCCUCAGUGGAAUUUCCAGGAGGAAACACUUAAAGCAAAGUACAGGGGGAAGACGUACAGGGCGACCGUGAAGAUCGUGCGGACGUCGGACCAGGUGGCAGAUUUCUGCAGGAGGGUCUGUGCCAAGCUCGAGUGCUGCCCCAACCUCUUCAGCCCUGUGCUGGUGGCUGAAGUCUGCCCCGAGAACUGCUCCAUCCACACCAAAACCAAGUACACUUAUUAUUAUGGGAAGAGGAAAAAAAUCAUUAAGCCACCGAUUGGGGAAAAUAACAACAUGAAAAGUGGCCAUGUCAAGCCAGCCAGACGCAGAAAGAGGCGGAAAUCCAUCUUUGUGCAGAAGAAAAGGAGAUCAUCAGCUGUGGAUUCGAAUGCUGCAGGCUCUGCAGAGGAGAGCGAGGAGGACGAGCCGGACGCGAUGGAGGACGAGACGGGCAGCGAGGAGACGAGCUCGGAGCUGCGCGAUGACCAGACGGACACGUCCUCGGCCGAGGUGCCCUCUGCCCGGCCCCGGCGAGCCGUCACCCUGCGGAGCAGCACCGAGCUGGACAGGCCUCCUCCCACGGAGAGAGCCCGCCGGAGCCGCAGGCCCCAGCCCCACUCCUGCAGCGAGGCAGAGAAGGGCACACCACCCAAGGAGGAAAUUAAGCAAGAAGAGGAAGAGAAGCUCGUCCUGGACAGUAACCCACUGGAGUGGACUGUGACUGAUGUCGUGAGGUUUAUUAAACUCACCGACUGUGCACCCCUUGCCAAAAUAUUUCAGGAGCAGGACAUCGAUGGCCAGGCCCUCUUGUUGCUGACACUGCCCACGGUGCAGGAGUGCAUGGAGCUGAAGCUGGGUCCAGCCAUCAAACUGUGCCACCAGAUUGAGAGAGUAAAAGUUGCUUUCUAUGCACAAUACGCCAACUGACUGCACUUCUGCAUUCCUUCCUGUCCCCUUCCUCGUUCCCUGUCUUUUUUACCACUACAGCUUGUUCAAGGGGUUUUUUUCCCCCAUAUCUUUUUUCUUUUCUGAGAACAAUUGGAAUUGGAAGUACUGGGAGCAAUCUGUAGGGAGAAGAAAAACAAACACAAAAAGAAACCAGCUACAAAUGGAACUAACUUUUCUGUACUUGUAAAGCACAUGGAAAGACUGCUGGCAUCUCUCCUCACGAGCCUCUCCAACCCAUUGCCCAGUGGUGCAAGGCCAGCACGGAUCAGGUGGUUUGUCACCAAACCAAACCCACCAGUGGCAGACACAUUCCCAAGGAGAAGGGUCAGAUGUUUCCAGGUGAUCAUGGUUUGUCUAGGACAAUGUCUGGACACGAACAUUUCUUUUAGACAGCUCUGACACUCUUCUUUCAUAUUGAAAUGUAAGUCAUCAUUUGUAGCAUUACCUGGGGUUUAACUGCAAGUUUGAUCUUGGUGAUCAAUGUUUUUUUUUUUUUUUUUCCUUCUGCCUCUCUGGUUUUACAAAAGGAAAAAGUGUUACACCAGGCAUAUGAUGGUUAUUCCUGACUGAAUUUUGAAAGGGGACUCAACCCAUUGUCUCUGUGAUACCAGACAAAAUUGCAGUGGACUGACAGGGGUGACACAAGACCUGGUGGGGCAGCAGCACAUCCUGAGCCAUGCUGGCUCUGCACAAUCAGCUGAAUAUCUCAGUGGUGGGAUCUGUACAAUGCUCCAUUCUUUACAGGAAUGUGAAGGCUUUCAUAGUCAAAAUCUUAACUCUUAAAUUCAAGUCAAUUUAAAGGCCUGUCUUUGAGCCAUAUGGUGACAGCAGACUGGGACCAGAGACUCCGGCUGACCCCUGUGCAGCUGGAGCAUUCUCCUUCACUGGUUUCCUUCUUAAAUUCUUUGGAGAAGAAGGGGGAACUUCACAUACAAAUACUCUGGAAUACAUUGACUCUGCCAUGCAUCUCUUGGGAAUUCCUAGUUUGCCUUUCAGCAAGUUUCCUGAUUUGUCACAUGGGAUUGGUGCAACUGUUGCAGGCUGGACCAGAUGCUGAGACUUCAUCAGAAAUGUUCUUACAUGGGAGAUGAGCAGGACUGGAUCUGUUCUUAGCUGUUGAUUUGUUCUGAAGAUCUUCUUCAAGUUUUAAUCAGUUCAAGGCAGUAUCAGUUGCCUCUGCAUCAAAUGCUGGGGUUUUGUUCUUAGAAAUCCAGAAACAGGGUUCUGUAGUGGCGCAGAUAUUUUAAAAACUGGGGUUUAGACUGGAUUUCCUGCUGACAGUGGCAGUGAAAUGUGUCAGCAACUGAUUUGAUAACUACUUUGGAUCCCUCUCAGGGUCCCCUGAAAGUGUUGCUCAGUGUUUUGUCUCUGAAGACAGAAGGAUUGCACCCAGCAAAGUGAGAGAACAGCUGAGAAAAUCAAGGAGGCUGCUUCUCCCAGCUCCUCCUCACUUCAGCCCAGUCCUGGUGUUGCAUCUGUCAGCAGGAGACAGCUCCUGGGAGGAUUCUGUCAGGAGAACUGGCACAUGAGGACAUUCCAAGGAAGAGAAGCAGAAAGGCUGUUUGCUAAACAGCAUCCCAGCACUGAUCCUUUACUCAUCAAAUCUAGCUUCUUCUGCUGCUCUGAUGUUCUUGGAGUUUCUGACCUCUGGGAUUUGUCAGAGACAUUUCAUGCCUUCUGGGAUACACUGCAAAAAUGUCAUUUUUUGUCUUCAUCAGCCUUGUAACUGUAGAUAUUCCUAUGGCAGCUAAUUCCUCGUGGAGGCAUGACUGGGGAGCAGACACACACAGACUCGAGAGCAACCAGCUCUAGUGCUGGCCAGUCAAGGAAUGGAUGAACCAUUGAGCUAAAAACAUGGGAAUCUUUACUGGCUGUUCAGGGAAGUUAAAUCGUAUUCAAAACUCGAACUAUUAAACAACAAAAAAAAAGUUCUAAUUUUAUCUUGCGCCAGCUCUUUUAUUUCUGCAGAUUUCUCUUUCCUCACUAUUUGUCUUUCACUUUAUUGUUCUUCAGUGUUGCCUCAUUUAUCACUUUCUGUCCUCUCAGAGAAGUUGAUAACCUGAAAUCUUUAUGCUAAAAUUACCUUGGGUGGUAAAUGCUUUGCUAUUUCUUUUUAGUGUGCAGGUUGGGAAGAGAUACAGGAUUGGGGUAUUGUUGUCUCUUGCAUUGGUUGCUUUCCAGAAAAGCUGGAGCUGAACUUCGUGGGCCAUUUCUUACACAAGUGGAGAAUGGACAAUAUGCUCAGAUUGAACAGAGAUCAGAAGGAACUAAUUACUCUUGCCUGGACUUCAUUUCAAUUCUGGAACAUCAGUCAAGCUUUGGAGUAAUGUACUUCAAAGGAGAUGAUGGAAAUCCAAUCUUGCUGGAGUAAAAUGCCACUUAACUUUGCAGUGUAGAAGUGUAAACCACUGUAAGUUUGUGGGAUUUUUUGUUCCAGACCUGACUGAUACUAAGUUAAAUUCAGGGCUGCUGCAGUUUCACAGAUGCAUUAAUGACAGUGGCGAAGCCACAUCUCCCUCCCCGUUCUGAAUUUGGCAUCCAGGCCUGAAGUUCGUUGUGUUACCAGCUGCAAAAGGCCACUGCUGUGAAGUGCUGAACUCAUGGUUAUCCCAGGCCACUGCCAAGGGCUGGGGAGCAGCCCUGCUGUUCUUUCUGGGCUGUUGGGUGCUGACCUUCAGCAUACUGACACAGACACUUCCCUCCCACAGGAAUGCUGUGCUGGUGUUACUGGGCUCUCUUCAGGCACAGAACCCAAGAUGGGCAUUCUUGGAACAAAAAUAGGGGGCUGAAGAGUGUGUGGUGCCUGCUCAUCUUUAUCUGCACUGGCUUCUUUGGAGCUUGCACUCAGUCAGGCUGAAAAGAUCCAGGGCAGGUCCCCACUCCCUUCACAACCCUUAUCUUGGCAGAAUCAGCCAAUUCCCACUUUUCAGACCCUAAGCAUCCAUCUCUGAAAUUGGAUUAAGUCAUUAACUUAAGGAAUGUCCAUGAUUUCCUGGUUGGUUGUCCUGCCUUCCUCCUACUGUCAUGGAUGCUCUUCAAGAAAAAUUGAUCUUUGAUUUCAGGGCUUUUCUUCCUUUUUCAGCUCACAAACACAGCUGCCAGGAUGACCAAACCCUGGCUUUUCCUACCUCUCAGAGCACAAAGGCUUUUCAGCUCCAAGAGGAUUUCAGGGUUUACAGCUCUCUUGUGUUACCCCUAUUUCCAUAACCCUUGAUAGUUUGGUCCUGCAGGGUGCAGAAACCUCCUAAAAAUGCUGUGUGCCCUCAGAAAACACCAAAAUCCAGGCACACCCUGUCCUUAGUGAAGUACUCUGUAGAUGCAUGUCCUAGCUGAGAUGGCCUGACCCACCCUGACAGAUGUAUUUGGAUGCCUGCUGGGAUUUAAAAAGUUUCUCAGUGGGACACCUAAACUCCUUUAUUUUACUCUGGGCAAACAGCUAAUUUGCCUUAAACUGGAAAGUCACUAUUCCUUGGCUUUAACCUUCAGCCUGUUGCAGUCCCAGUUGUGUGGUGUCCCCAUCUCAGCCUUUUGAAGGCAAACCAAGCAAUGUUGGGCUGCCAUCAUCAACAUUUAGUCACCUUAAAGCCUGCCUUGGUCUUUUCAGGACACAAAAUCAAAUUUGGCAGAGCUGCUGUGCCAUCUCAAUGGUUCAGAAGCUCUGUACAAUCAGGGCACUUCAAAUACUUUGUGCUUUUCUGGUGCAGUGCAUCUGGAGAGCGAUGAACUCAGAGUGUUCCUCUCGUUUCCAAAUUCAAGUGCCAAAAGAGAACAACAUGCUGCAACUGAGCACCAUUAAAACCAGCUUUAUUAUGCAUAGAUAAAUACAGUCCCAAGGGCUCCAUUUUGGUGCUAGGAUACAUCACGCUGUAUUUUCCACUGCUUGGGAUUGCAAAGCUGAUUCCUUAACUCCAGGAAAUACUUUCUGUAAUCUGCAACAUCUUGAAUAUUAGAUUUUUUUUUUCUUGUGACUGUACAUUUUUUAAUUUGGAUACACUCAACAAAUACUCCUUCACCCACAAUCCUGGGUGUUUUGAAGAUGUUUUAUACAGUAUAUUUGUGUAAGAAUUCUUUGAAAAUGUGGAUGCAUGUAUAUUUUCCCCUCAAUAAUAUUCUUUAUCACAUCAGCUGACGCAGAACUAAAGGAAUCUGUUACUCAGGAUUUGAUCCAGAAAUAACUGAGGUUAGUGUUAGGGCCCUUGUGACGUGUGGGCUGUGGGACCAAUUCUUCACCAGUUUCUCUCACGUAGAAGUCAAAAAGUCUGCACUUAAUUAACAGAAAAUUUAAAUGCCUCCUUCUCCUAGCAGGCAGCAGUGCAGCUGCAGUCUGUCAGACUUCACAAGAGAGGGCUUGUGUCCUUAGGUGCUCAUGAACUCCCUAUAAAGGAGCAGAAGCCUUUAAUGGUCUCAUUUAUUCUUUGGUACAAUACUCCAGCAAGAAGUGUAAAUGGUGUUAAUGGCUGCAUACAGAAUAUGAGCCAGUCAUCAAAGAUGAGUAUUUUAUAGCCCAGCAGUGCUUUAAAUGUCAGCUGUCCUGCAGAAUAAGAGUGGUUUUGCAGUGAUUUGGUGCCAUGGACAGGAAUUCUCUUGGAGAAGCACAAAUCUGGGUCAUAGUUACAAAUACUCGUGGCCUUUCUCUUUUUUUAGUCUAUCAUGUUAAUUUUUGCAGUGAAAAAGGUAAGUCUUGAUCACUGCCAAGGAUGUGGGAGAGGGGAGAGAGGGCUUCAAGAGGAGGGAGCCUGGAGUUCUGGACUUGAGUUGUCUAUGGAGAGGGACCUCUCAGAACAGAAGCACAGCUGGGGUCUGUGAGCAUCAUCCCUGAAAGCUUUUCUUUUUCACAGCAGAGAUGGUUUUUGAGUCCCAGCAGGGGCCAGGUGAGAGGAGGGAAAGAAGCUCGCAGUAGACUCAAGAGCUACAGUGCUGAAAGGUUCUAAUUUUGUUUUCCCAGUGGAGAUAGAGAAAUCUGACUUAUUGGCUGGAUAGGAGGGAAAAUCAGUCUUUCUUCAUUGUACCCAACUCCUGUGUGUCAUCUGGAGUUUGGGGGCUGAAUACUCUCCUCUUGCACCUUCCAGACCUCCACAGGAAAUACCAGGUUAAAACUUGAGCUCUGUCCUACAGGAAAAGGUGACACUGCCCUGAGUUCAGGUUGUGGAUAUGCAGAACCCUCUGCUCUGUGUUGUGAUGUGACAGGAUGAAAAUGCUCAUUCCCAGGGCACCCCACCAGCUUCUCGUUGCUCCAGCCUCACUGGAGAUCAUGGACAUACAAAUGUCCAUAAUUUAUACAUUGUAAAUGUGUGCAUUCCAUUUCCCAAUCCCUGCUCUGCCAAACCUGGUCAGGAUGUGCCAAGUUGUUCCAGCAGCCUUCACCUUCAGGGACCUGCUUUCUGGAAAACACUCACCUGGGGAAUGUGCACUUUCACGUGCACAGGCAGGGGUGUCCUGUGUGUUCCAAGGGAGGUGAAAGUCUCAAAUGCAGCCUUGGAAGGGAGUUGAGUCUUUUCAUGUGCCUUGUGUAGGACAAGGCAAGCACUUAAACGCUCCUGCCUCUCCUGGAGCAGCAGGAAUUGGCUCCACAGCCAGCAGUUAACGCUCUGUUCGUGGUGGUGCAUGUUGGAAAACUUUGAAUUGUUCUGCAUUCCAGUUUGUACUGAAGGUUUUGACUCCAAGUUUGUGUACAUAAUCCCUUUGGUGUGUUGAUACAUAUGUGUGUAUAUAUAUAUGUAUAUAUAUGUGUGUGUAUAUGUAUGUGUAUAUAUAUAUACAUAUAAAUCAAUCAAUGCUGUUGUUUUUACUUUUUAAAGUUCCCAGGGCGAAGGGCAUGUUGUCAGUUUGCUGUAAGAUUCUAUUCUGUAUAUAUGUUUCCAUGUAAAUAAGUGAAAAUCUAUAUUCAGAGUUAUAUUUUAAUUUUUAUUCAGAAUGAAAUCCCUUUUUACUUGAAACAGUUGUAAGCCACGUUGUUAAUAAAGUAACAAUAAGUCAUA